GUCACAGACUGGCGGGCGACAGUCAUUCGGUGUCACAUACUGAAUGAUUUGCAAUACGGCAUGUGGGAGCGGAUUCAAGAGCAUGAAUUUGACGUGGAUGAAGAAGAGGUAUUUCGGCAGCAGGAGCGGCCAUGCCCCCGGGAGAGUCACGCUGCGGCGCCCUGGGGCCGCGGUGACUCCAUGAUCGUCUUCGGCGGGCUGGGUGAGCGAUCCUACAACGACCUCUUCAUCCUGGACAGAGUGUACGACGAUGACGAAGGACACAACCAUGAUGCCGUGGGUCCUGCAGGGCCGUCAUCGGGCCCGAGCAGACCAGCAGCUGCCGUGCAGUCAACGACAGCAGCAGCAGCAACAGCACGCGGUGCGGCAUCCAUGGCCAACGAGGCGACCAGUGGCAACAGUACAGGACUCAGCCAGCACCCACAGCAUCAGAAGCAGGCUGGAAGCCGCCGCCGUACAGAACCGUGGCUUGGCCCUGGUGAGGAACCUGGUCCAUACCGGUGGCAGUGGCGCAUUCCCAGGGUGGCAGGCCGGGCCCCUGCUGCUCGCCGGGGCCACACCGCGACCAGGUGUGGUCGGCAUGGAGAGCUGCUGGCAGUGUACGGCGGAUCGCUGAGCCUUGGGAUGGACCCCAACGACACGCUGGUCAUCUUGGGCCCGUACACAGCUACUACUGCUGCAGGUAGCGAUGACGACGAUCACGGCUUGGAGGCUCAGGACGAGUACGAGUACGAGUACGAGUACGAGUGGUAUCGCCCGACAUUGCAGGGGCCCAAUCCUGGGUCUCGGUGCUAUCAUGGCGCGUGUGCCUCUGAGGACGGCCUUCGGCUGUUCCUGUUCGGGGGUAUUUCGGAGCGCAACAGCAUUGCACAACUGACAGUCAUCGACCUGGCUAGCUGGACAGUGGAGUAUCCCGUCACCACCGGCAGUCCCCCAAGUCCCCGCUUCGGCUGCUCCAUGGUUGUGUACGGCAACCGGUUAUGGGUCAUUGGCGGUGGGAACGGUGGCCAUCGGGUUGAGUCGGGAGUCGAUUUGGACGACAUUUUCACGCUGGACCUAACCUCCAUGAAGUGGACCCAACUGACAACCGUCAACCGCCCGCACGACGAAAAGGUGCUGGGCCGCUGCCACUCGUCUACCCUGGUGGGCUCAAAGCUGGUGUUGUUCGGGGGUUCCUUGGAGCUCGGAAAUGACAUCGCUUGGCUGGACCUGGACCGCGGUGUGUGGGGCCGGCCGGUGGUCCAGGGGCAGCGCCCUGGCAUGCGGAUGUGCGCAUCGCUGGUCCGCUGCGGAUCUGACUUGCUGGUGUAUGGUGGAUGGAGGUACUCCUGUGGCGAGAUGGGGGACCUCCACCGCUUGCGCCUACUUGUAACUGGCCACGAGCUAAAAGAAGCAUGCGGCAGUACGAACGUGGCCGCCAUGCAGUACGACAACGGCGCCUUCGACCCGAGUGGUCCCAUCCCUUCCCCCUCCCUCCUCGCCACGUUCCCCCCUUGGGACGCCAUCGACAUACUGUACGAAUUCAUGAGCGCCAGGAUUGCGGAGCUUUACUUAAUGAUGCGUGAAGCUCUAGAAUGGGAGAGCACCGGAGUUCGGGUACCCGUGGCGCUGUCCGAGGACAUAGAGUACUCCCUGAAUGAGUGCAAGGAGCUGCGGUCCUUGUGCCGGUGGUUGAACGGGGAUGAGGAUGUGCCAUGGCACGACAUGCCUUGGAUAGACGAUGAGGACGACGCGCCGGACUGGCACUUCCAAGUGAACAAUGAAGGGGACGAGGAAGAACAUCACGUGGUGGAGGACGAGGGGGAGAAGGAAUAUCACGAGGAGGAGGGCGAGGAGGACGCGGGGGGGGAGGAGGACGAAGAGGAGGAGGACGAGGAGGAGGAGGACGAGGAGGAGGAGGACGAGGAGGAGGAGGACGAGGAGGAGGACAACUGGGACGACGAUGCAAUGGAGGGGCAGGGGGGAUGA
Molecule: messenger RNA, 1968 nt
Organism: Volvox carteri f. nagariensis
Lineage: Eukaryota; Viridiplantae; Chlorophyta; Chlorophyceae; Chlamydomonadales; Volvocaceae
Exons: 7
Molecular function (GO): protein binding
Source: RefSeq, a predicted model, not a curated record